This is a messenger RNA of Centruroides sculpturatus (bark scorpion), 1728 nucleotides long. RefSeq lists its product as uncharacterized. Lineage: Eukaryota; Metazoa; Arthropoda; Arachnida; Scorpiones; Buthidae. The transcript has 2 exons. Bases 299 to 844 code for a protein of 181 amino acids. The record is from RefSeq and is a predicted model, not a curated record.
CGCGAAACGACGGUUGAAGAAGAACGCACGAAAAGACGGAAGACGAAAAGUUAUUCAAAAAACGUCUCACAGAAGUGGGGGCUCGUCCAGGAUAGGAAUAGGCUUGGAUGUGGAUUAGGCUUAACUCGAAGAGAUUCGACGAACUGCGCUUUGGUUUUGUGAGUUCGCUGGACAUUUACGGACAUUUCUGUUUUUGUGAAAAUUUCGACGUUGGAGAUUCCGAAUACGUCGGCAUUACGGAAGAACUUCGAGUUACGUUUCGGCAAACCGUGAGUAGUUCUAAAAUUCUACUUUUAAGAUGGCGACGCUCGUAGAAAUUAUCGGCGAAACGUUAAAGUCGGCCUCGACAUUUUCGAUAAAAUUGUGGCAUCGACUCGUAUUCGAAGAAGUUGGAGAUAGAAAUAACAGAAAAAGAUUGAGAACCUUUGCUGGAUUCAAUUUUCCAUCCAAAGAGGACGAAAACCUAAAAAAGAAAGUGCAAUAUAUUAAUGAGAACUGUCGAUUAAACGACCUAGUUGUUUUGUGCAACUUAUUAAAUGUUCAGUAUGACGGUACUAAAGACGAAAUCGUCGAAAGGCUUGUUCUUUCUCUUUCUGAUUUAAAAUCAUUACAAUCAAAUCUGAUCUUGGCAGACGUUGAUACCGAAGACGAAGAUAUAUUAGAAGUUCAAAGUGUUGCCGAUGAUCCACCUAGCAAUAAUUGUCUGCGCGUUUCGGAUAUGACUAAACUUUCCGUUAACUUUCGUGACGUGAAAAAUGUAAUCAAACCUUUCGAUGGUAGUGAAUAUUGUUCUAUCGAUAAAUGGCUGGUUGCAUUCGAAGACUUUGCUAAAAUGAUGACUUGAUCUGAUUUACAUAAAUUUAUAUUUGCAAAACAAUCCUUAACAGGGUUAGCGAAAUUAUUUGUUGAAAGUCAAAGCGGUAUUAAUUCCUGGGAUAAAUUGAAAUCGGAAUUAAAAGCGGAAUUUGGUAGUAAAUAUAACUCAGCUUGAUUGCACGGUAUGUUGGCUAAACGCCAAAUUCCCCCCAAUUAAUCUGUGCAAGAAUAUUUCUUUAAAAUGCGAGAACUCGCUAGUCGUGCAAAAAUUGAACCUGACGGGUUGAUCGAAUGUAUUAUUUCUGGUAUACCUGACAUACCCAGCAACGAAGCGAUGUUGUAUGGAACAGAUAAUUUGACAGAAUUUCGUGAAAAGUUGAGAGUGUAUGAGAAAAUCCGGUCUACGUAUUCUCGUUCGUUUCAGUCUAAACCGAAUCUACCUACGGAGCAUCGAAAACCCCAGCCUUAACGAAAUAAACGUGACAGUAAAACUCUCAAAUGCCAUAAUCAAACCUAGCUGUUCAGAUUAUGCUGCGCCAAUAGUUUUAUGCAAAAAUAAAAAUGGCAAAAUUAGACUGUGCGUCGACUUUAGAAAGUUGAAUCGUAAAACGGUCAGAGAUCACUUCCCCUUGCCUUUGAUUGAGGAUGUGAUAGGUCGUUUGGAACAGUCAAAAGUGUUCUUGUCGCUCGAUUUAAAAAAUGGAUUUUUCCAUGUUGACAUUGAUGAGAAAUGUAGAAAGUUUCGUUACACACGAGGGCCAGUAUGAAUUUUUAAAGGUUCCUUUUGACUGGUGUAAUAGCCCAAGUGUAUUUCAACGUUAUAUUUACCAUGCGUUUAGACCAUUGUUACAAGAUAAAACUGUAGUAAUUUAUAUGGAUGAUAUCCUAAUACCGUCAUCAAAUGCACAGGAA